AUAAGUCACCACAUACAAAAUGAACAUCCCAAAAUAAAUAAACUCCCAAAAUCCAACUUUUCAGAUGAGUUUUUUGGUGGGAAGAUUAGCCGCUGGAAAAGAAGGCGCUUACUUUUUACAAGAAUCCAAACACGCCGUCGCUCGUCUCGCCGAGAAAACCAACAAACCCACAACCGCCGCUACCACUCCGGCGCCCACAGUUCUUGAAACUGAUGCCGACAUCUUACCGGAGAUAUUAAAGCAUAAUUUACCGUCCAAGAUUUUCCGGCCACCGUCAGAGUCAACUUUGUCAGCUGGGUCAAAGUGGGUGAUUCAGUCUGAUGAAUAUAAUGGUUUAUCUUCUGUAUCUCGUGAUGCUAUAAACCCUCUUAGAGCUUAUGUCUCACUUCCUCAAGUCACUUUUGGACCCAAAAGAUGGCAGCUGCCUAAUUCAGAUAACUCUUUUUCAGCUUCAACCGCAAAUGAAAUGCGUACUGAUAAGUACACUCCAAUUGAUUCUGAGAAGUUGAAGGCUGCAGCUGUUGGAUUAUCACAAAUUGCAAAAGCAUUUGCUGCUGCUACUGCUCUUGUCUUUGGCGGAGCCACACUGACUAUUGGAUUUGCAGUCUCACAACUUGAGCUUCAUAAUACUGACGAUAUAAGAACCAAAGGAAAAGAUAUCGUUCAGCCGAAGUUUGAAUCAAUCAAGGAACAAGUUGCCCCUUUGAGAACUUGGGCAGAAGAUGUUGCUAAGAAAUGGCAUAUGGAGAAAAAGGAAGACAUCAAUGAGAAGCCUCUGAUUAAGGAGCUAUCAAGAAUGUUGGCUGCCAAAAAGUCUACCUAAACGAUAAGUAAAAGUUCAACAUAGGUCUUCUAGCUUGGUUUGUUUUCUGUGUUGUUAUAUACAUCGAUCUAUGGUGGUUGUUGUAAGUAUAAGUAUAGUGAAUAAUGCCGUUAAUCUUGUACUAAAAGUUUAUAGAUUCAUAUAUAAAUACAUGUUUUACACUUCUAAGACCUGAAA
Messenger RNA from Erigeron canadensis, 1000 nucleotides. RefSeq lists its product as uncharacterized. The coding region runs from base 65 to 823 and encodes 252 amino acids. The record is from RefSeq and is a predicted model, not a curated record. NCBI's taxonomy places the organism in Eukaryota, Viridiplantae, Streptophyta, Magnoliopsida, Asterales, Asteraceae. The transcript has 5 exons.